CACGAAUCAGGCAGCAUCUGCAUUAAACAAGGAGAUGAGAUGCGAUGUUUUAAGUGGCCUGUUAAAGACUCUCGAGGGAAGAAAAGAAUGCUAUUAGUUAAAUUCUCAGCUACCAUCCACUGGAGUCAUCCAUGGCUCUUAGGAGCCAUUUGAGGUGCCUCUAAGGACUAGAGCUUCGGACCUAUCCGCUCCAUUACAUCCUUAAUCCCUUUUGGAUCUUUGUUGACCUUUGUUACACUCCUCAUCGGCUCCUGUUUUCUUCCUACAUACCCUUCUCCCUCCUCUUGCUUCAUCUUCCCUCCUCUCUUUUGUGUCUCCAAGCCCCGGGCUUUAUUACUCAAGCCCACUGAUCGGGAGCAACGCACAGUAGUUGGCAAAGGAUGAGGCGUGCAAGCUCGCCAACACCAGAUAGAAGAUAAAAGACAGAGAAAAGACUGGCACCAAGGACGAGUGACAGAGAGAGAGAGAGACGGUGGGAACAACUGUUGGAGGGAGCUACAACAAAGCUUUGACAGGCAGCAAAAACAAUCACGAUGCCACGACAAAGGAAAGACACAAGUUUUACUUGAUUGUCAUGAGCCAGCUCCACGCUCCUACCAAGAAAAGGAAGCGUUAGCCAUGCCAGCCAAGGGAAAGUACCUGCUGAAUAACCAGGAGCUCAGAAAUGAGGCGCUCUACCGCAGAUUCUCCUGCAUCAGCCAGUAUCAGCCGCUGGCACUGAUGCUGUUGGGCCUCUCCAUACUCCUCUGUGCAAUUUUCCUCAUCGUUUUCUUUGCCCUUUCGCUGAGUACGGAUGGAAAUCGUCCCUUUGUGAGUGUGGUGGGCAGCAGCCUGUUUGUGUUCGUAGUUGUGUUUCUGCUGGUGUGCACAGAGAUUCUCUCGCAACGAUGGAGGGUUUGGCUGGGCCUGGUUAUCUGGAUCACACACCUAACCCUUGGAUACACCUUCAUCUUCAGCUACGAUGUCUUACCUUGGGACCAGGUGCCUUUCUUCCUCUUUAUCAUCUUCACAGUUUAUACCAUGCUACCAUUCCAGCUGUGGCACGCUGUGGUGCUCAGCGUCAUCACCUCCUUGUCUCACAUUCUAGCCCUCACACUGCAUUUAGCAACUGCAGAGAACCCACCAGAGUACCUUGCCUACCAGCUUGUGUCCAAUGCUGUGGUGUUUCUGUGUGGCUGUGGAGUUGGAGCGUUUUAUAAGGUUCUUAUGGAAAAAACGCUACGGCAGACCUUCCAAGACACUCUGAGGUGCCUAAGCAUGCGGGUAAAGCUUGAAAUAGAGAAGAGACAACAGGAAAACCUGCUGCAGUCUGUGCUUCCUGUUUAUAUCUCCAUGAAGAUGAAACUGGCAAUAAUGGAGCGGUUACAAGACUGUAAAGAUAAAGACGAGCAGCAGCGACUUGUGAAGGACAACAACUUUCACAGCCUUUAUGUCAAGAGACAUGAGAAUGUCAGUAUCCUGUAUGCAGACAUUGUUGGCUUCACUCGUUUGGCCAGCGACUGUUCUCCUAAAGAGCUUGUAAUUAUGCUCAAUGAACUGUUUGGCAAGUUCGACCAAAUUGCCAAGGAAAAUGAAUGCAUGAGAAUUAAGAUCCUGGGAGACUGCUACUACUGUGUGUCGGGCCUGCCAGUAUCACUGCCAAAACAUGCAAAGAACUGUGUUAAAAUGGGGCUGGACAUGUGUGAAGCCAUCAAGCAGGUACGGGAAGCCACUGGAGUAGAUAUCAACAUGAGAGUGGGUGUUCACUCAGGCAAUGUGCUCUGCGGUGUGAUCGGCCUCAGAAAGUGGCAGUUUGAUGUAUGGUCACAUGAUGUUACCCUGGCCAAUCAUAUGGAGUCAGGAGGCCUCCCAGGCCGUGUCCAUAUCACAGAGGCAACUCUAAAGCACCUCAACAAGGCCUAUGAAGUUGAAGAGGGCAACGGCCACCUCAGAGACCCUUACCUAAGUGAACUCAAUAUCCAGACAUACCUAGUCAUCGAUCCAAGGUCGAAGGAUCCAUCACUGAACACCAAGCGCUCUACCAGACCCAUCGUAAAUCAUGGCCUGAAGAUGAGGGCGUCAGUCCGUAUGACCCGUUACCUUGAAUCCUGGGGGGCCGUUAAACCUUUCGCCCACCUGCAGAGCCGGGAAGGCUUUACGUCUGACAACAUCGGUACUGGGAAGACACGAUUCAAGGACAUUCCUUUACGACCAACCACAGGCUUCAAGAACACUGAUAGCUUUGAUGAGUCGCUUGAAGACCCAUACUCCUUGUCCAACCCUCCACUCAGCAACCAUAAGAUCAAAUCCCAGAAGACUAAGUUUGAUGAGCAGCUGCACAACGAGAUGACCACUACGAUAGACGAGCUCAGCAGCAAGCAGUGGUCGAAUUCUGAAGAGAGUGGGAGUUCAGCUUUAUGCUUUCCAAAAAAAGAUGUAGAAAAACAGUACCGAGCCCUGGAUUUACCGAUGUUCAAGCAUUAUGUUGCCUGUGCAACCUUCAUAUUCCUCUGUAUCUUCGUGAUUCAAAUGCUCAAUGUCACAGAUAAACAGAGGUUGUCGAAGUUCUUCGGAGUGUCGUUGUGUAUUCUGCUGCUGACUUUGACCAUCUGCUAUGCAGGUCAUUUGCAGCGCCUGUUUCCACGCAAGCUGUCAGGGUGUCAGUGGCUGCCGGCUGUAUCGGAGGCGGUGGUUAAGCGGCCGUUUGUGCGCCUCCCUCUGGCAACCGUUACCACUGCCGUCAUCGUUGUCCUGGCACUGUUUAACCUGUGCUUUGCCCAUAUGGAUCAGGAGAACGGAGCUGACUUGUCACUGCCCUACUCGGUAUGCUGCUGUAUCCUGUCACUCAUCGCAUGUGGGGUUUUCCUGCGAGUGAGCUUUGAGCUCAAAGUGGUCUUCCUCAUUGUUGUGUCCGUCGUGUACUACUACAUCAUCUUCUGCAAGGAAUACCACUUCGAAAGCUUCGAUAAGUCGUUCAACAGCAGCUUUAACUGCAGCGAGAGAAAAAAUGAAACCUUGAGCAGCUGCAUCGUGCUUGUAAAACACCUGCAGAUUAUGAGCGGCAUUUACAUCACCCUGUUUCUAAUAACCAUGCUCAUCAUAUCAAAACAGUACGAAAGCUGCUUUCGGCAGGACUUCCUGCUUAAGCACAAGAACCGCACAGAGCAGGACGAGAUCGAGACGAGGGAGAACCUGAAUCGUCUGCUGCUGGAAAACGUGCUGCCUGCCCACGUGGCAUCACUGUUCGUCGGUGAGAACAAGAAGAACGAGGACCUGUACUCCAAGUCAUAUGACUGUGUGUGCGUGAUGUUUGCCUCUGUGCCGGAUUUCAAAGAGUUUUACACCGAGUGUGAUAUUAACAAGGAGGGCUUGGAAUGCCUUAGGCUGCUCAAUGAGAUCAUCGCCGAUUUUGAUGAGCUGCUCUCUAAACCAAAGUUCAGCGCCGUGGAGAAGAUCAAGACAAUUGGCAGCACUUACAUGGCAGCUGCGGGGCUCAGCGGGACGCCUGGGCAGGAAAACCAUCAGGACACAGAGAGGCAGCAGGCUCAGAUAGGAAUCAUGGUGGAGUUUGCCAUCGCCAUGAUGGGCAAGUUGGACGGCAUCAACAGACAUUCCUUCAACAGCUUCAGGCUUCGAGUGGGAAUUAAUCAUGGCCCAGUGAUAGCUGGAGUUAUUGGAGCGAGGAAACCACAGUAUGACAUCUGGGGCAACACCGUGAACGUUGCCAGCAGAAUGGAAACCACUGGAGAAAUGGGGAAGAUUCAGGUAACAGAGGAAACCACUGAAGUGCUGCAGAAGCUGGGCUACUCCUGCGAAUGCCGAGGACUCAUCAGCGUCAAAGGGAAAGGGGAGCUGAAAACCUUCUUUGUGUGCACGGACACGAGCAAACAGCAAGGCAUGGGGCUGAGCUGAGGCCGGGCCGCAGCCAACAGAGCUGGAUAGACUCAGAUACGCCAGCUGAAGAGGUUACAGACUCCCGCACGUCACAAACGUCAGCCUGGAUGUUAAUGCGUGUUCCUGCUGACAGAAAAAACAAACAAAAUGGCACCUUUCCUGCUUCAGUAUGUGGUGGAUACAAGUGGGACCAUUUAGUUAGAUCAGAAGAUCUAUCAGAAGACCAUCUUUUUUUUUUCUAUUUACAAUAAAAACAUUAAUGUCAUGUACUUUUCUACUUUUUAUUUGUUUCUAAUCGAAUGUGAUAAAAAAAAAUAAUGUAUUAAUGUCAGUUUAUUCUUGCAGAUCCUGUUAGAUAUUAAGUUUAACCAGAAAGCACUAAAUGAAAGGAUGCUUUAUGGGAGUAAACUGUGUUUAUCUAAUUAGCCAAGACACGACUUUUGCUGUGAAUUUCAAAAUUCAAAUUCAGUCAGUCCUUUAUCUCUGUUAGUUUGCCUAUUUAAAAGAAAAGGAAUAGUUCUGCCUAAUAAACAGGUAUUCUGAAUGAACCGCUCACCUCAUAUUCAGGUAUUGAAGGCAGCUCUCCUGCCUGGUUUAAGCUUCAAUCUUCUCACCUUUCUAAACAGACCUUUAAGUUUAGGUACAAUUCUUUAUGGUCACAUUCCCUGGUUCCUGCUGUGCAGUUUGACCACUUUAACAGCUUACAUGUUUCAGAGGAGCAAUGCUGAAUUUCCUUCAUUACUCUUGUUUAUUCCAACCCAGUUCAGAAAAUGUAUAUAUAUUCUGCUGCCUUUUGGUUUCCUAAUGUGCAGCAAGGUGGGAAAUGUUCUGCAUUUCCUCAGCUGUGCAAGCGAACCACCUCCCUGCUGUGAUUUUAGUUGAUUUUUCUGGCCACCAUAACACUGUUGGUGCCUCUGAAUCCGUCUCGUGGCCUUGUCGUCUCAAACCAACAUCUCGACUGUAAUUGCUGUUGCAUAAUGUUGUAUUGGCCUUUCUGUGAACAAAUGUGACAUUGACUUUUUGUACAGUGACAGAAUGUAAUAAAUGUUU
This is a messenger RNA of Cyprinodon variegatus (sheepshead minnow), 4923 nucleotides long. It is a transcript of the gene adcy7, whose product is annotated as adenylate cyclase 7. Gene Ontology annotation, cellular component: plasma membrane. Gene Ontology annotation, molecular function: adenylate cyclase activity. The record is from RefSeq and is a predicted model, not a curated record. The transcript is spliced from 28 exons. Gene Ontology annotation, biological process: adenylate cyclase-activating G protein-coupled receptor signaling pathway; cAMP biosynthetic process; adenylate cyclase-inhibiting G protein-coupled receptor signaling pathway. Bases 619 to 3891 code for a protein of 1090 amino acids. NCBI's taxonomy places the organism in Eukaryota, Metazoa, Chordata, Actinopteri, Cyprinodontiformes, Cyprinodontidae.